AUUUUGUUGACCUAUUUUACAUCUAAUUGAAAAUUAAUAGUCAUUGCUGUUUAGUUAAUAAGCAAUUUAAAAUGUCAGUAACACGUAUAAAUCGUGGCAUUAUAGCGACUGCCCUCGUCGGUAUAUUGGUGUCGACGUAUGCGCUGUACGUGGAGAUGGCGGCGGAGGCGCGGCCCGGCUACCAGGCCCUCUGCGACCUUUCUGAACACGCCAGUUGUACACGAGUGCUUACAUCAGAAUUUUCCAAAGGAUUUGGUUUUGUAGCCGAAGAUUCAACUUUCGAGGUUCCUAACUGUAUAUACGGGAUUGUAUUUUAUUGCAUUAUCAUAUAUUUAUCAACAUUUGACAAUGCAGCGGUAGUACGGCUUCAACAGUUCCUGUGUUUAGCCUCAGUGGUGUCCUGCGUUUAUCUCGGUUACCUUUUACUCUUCGUGUUAUUUGAUUUUUGUAUAGUUUGCGUUUCAACAUAUAUAGUUAACGGUAUGCUUUUGGUCUUUGUAAACAAGAAGAAAGAUUUCCUGGCUACCAAAAAUAAGUAAACAAGUUAUAAAGUUUUACAUAAAACAAAAUUGCAAGCUUAAUUGGUAAUUUUAGUGCAUACUAGUGCCAUCUUGUGUUAAGAAAUGUAAAUAAUAUUGUAGCGCCAUCUAUUGCAGAGUAGAAUAAAAUGAUGUUGUUCAUAGAUGGCAGGCUUUUGUAUUAUAUUCUCGCCGGUUUUGUUGUUGACAAGUUUGACAAGUUAUUUAUUUUAAUCCCUUGUAUUUCAACUUAAUAUAAAAAAUCAGUUAAAUCUCCUGUAUGGAAUAUUAA
Molecule: messenger RNA, 810 nt
Organism: Papilio polytes (common Mormon)
Lineage: Eukaryota; Metazoa; Arthropoda; Insecta; Lepidoptera; Papilionidae
Gene: Vkor
Product: vitamin K epoxide reductase complex subunit 1-like protein 1
Exons: 5
Coding region: 72-539 (155 amino acids)
Biological process (GO): peptidyl-glutamic acid carboxylation; vitamin K metabolic process
Molecular function (GO): vitamin-K-epoxide reductase (warfarin-sensitive) activity
Source: RefSeq, a predicted model, not a curated record